AUGAUACAACAUUAUCCAAGACUGAAGAAGAAUCAGUCCGUGAAACCGGAAACGGUGCUCUUCGACUUCCUCGCGAAACCAUUCGCGCCCUUCGAUGGGGCCUCCGAGCAGUGUCUCAGGGACAGCGCCGUUUACUUCCGAGAAGUCGCUCGCUACACGCCCUGGGCUCUUCAGAUGUACGACGCGUCCGUGAAAAUUCCAUCGGGCAUAAUCACGGGCAAUUACAAGCAGUUAGGCAAUUACGACGAGUGUCUGCAAGUGAAAAGCGGACACGGAUUCACCGGGAAGGCCUGCAAAGCAAUGGUGCAAUUCGACGUCUCCGGUGGCGCCGAGAAACAUCGGGAUCCCGAUCUGGUCGAUCUCUUGUCGAACGUAGCACAUGCAUCGGGGAUGAAAUCGCUCCCCGGGAAAACGGUGAUUUACGAGUGGAUGUGGUGCGUCCCAUCGAGCUGCAACCACACGGAAGUCCAGGAGGCGCUGGAAAUCGUCCUCGAUCCUCUGAAGGUGGAAGGUCGCGUGGACUUGGUGGUGAACGUUCCCGAAAAUUCUUGUCACACCUUAGAAACGGAUCGGCCGGUGUUCGACGCAACUGAUUGGAUCUACAUAUCAAUCCUCUCGAUAUUCGCGGUGAUCAUAAUUGCCAGCACGAGUUACGACAUCGCCAGGCAAGGCCGUUUGAGUACGUUGAACCGAAAAGACACGAGACACGCGAUUCUCACGUCCUUCUCCGUCUACACGAAUGGAAGGAAUUUGCUGAGGACGGACAGAUCCAGAAACUCUAUCAAAUGUCUCGAUGGAUUGCGUUAUCUGAGCAUAUGCUGGAUAAUCUGCGGUCAUACGUUCUAUUGCGAGAUCGUCGGCGUAAAAAUGAACCUUAGCGAGGUCCCGCUGAUGCACUUGAACUGGAGCAACAUGCUACUGCUGAACGCGAACAUAAUCACCGACACGUUCUUCAUCGGUCUCUAUCUACAUCGAUACAUGAGGCUGACGCCGGCGUACGCGAUGAUGAUCGGCUUUUACGCGACGUUGUUCUACAAAGUCGGGACUGGACCAGCCUGGGACGAAUGGGUCGGUCAAAACAGGGAUUACUGUCGUGAGAACUGGUGGACCAAUCUACUAUACGUGAACAAUUACGUGAAUCUGCCCAGAAUAUGUCUGUCACAGUCUUGGUACUUGGCGACCGACAUGCAACUUGUCUGGCUGUCGCCGAUCAUCUUGUACCCCAUGCUCAAGUCCACGCGAGAAAUCUUCUUCUGGAUCGUCAUCGUCGUCGGCUUCGUCACUUCGAUCCUUAUACCGUUCUUUGUUACGUUCAGCCUGAAUCUGACCGGUACCAUGCUCUAUUACAAAGAUUCUAACGAUGUGGCCAACGUUUACGUCCAAAUCUACACGAAAGUUUACAACAGGUACGGGGCGUACCUCAUCGGACUGGCUCUCGGUUACAUACUGUACAAGACGCGGGCGCGAGUCAUCAAAAUACGUCCGAUGUACAUGGUUAGCGGAUGGUUGCUAGCUGCGGUGUCCGGUUUACUCGUUUUCGUCGGUCCUCGAUGGAUGUAUCUCGAAGAGCACGUCUACGACAGGCUUGAAGCAAGCUUCUACGCAGGACUGCACAGACAGAUCUUCACCCUUUCCAUCUCCUGGCUCAUUUUUUGCUGUGUGCACGGAUACGGAGGUUUCGUUGGUGUGUGUCUGUCCUGGAAAGGAUGGGUUCCGUUCAGUAAACUGACCUACAGCGCUUACCUGUGUCACUACGUGUUUCUACUGACGGAGGCUGGUUCGGUCAGAACCAGUGGCAUAGUCACACCAAUGUCGAUCUUCCGCAGCUACUGCAGCAACUUGUGUCUCACGAUGCUACUCGCCGCGGUCUGGAGUCUGUGCUUCGAGAUGCCAUUCAUGACCCUGGAUCGUAUGCUGUUCGCGAACAGGAAGAGCCAGUCUGCGCUCUCCACGAAGCCCAACCAGGGAAAGAUGUUCGGUUCGACCGAUUCGAGCAAGGAGAUCUAUCGAUCCACGAACGAGUCAUCGUCGUCUAUCCCGCAGGCCUGCGACGACACCUUCAAUCGGACGUCGAACGACGACAGCGUGUACAGUUCUGAUCUAAAGUCUCAUUCGCGGGACGACCGAUGUCCGUUCAUUUUCGUAAUCGGUGGCCCGGAAAGUAACAACGAUUCCUGGCCAAAACCACAAAACGUUCAUCAAAAUAACGGUUUCGACGAGGACUCUGACGAUGCGUCGCACUCGAAAUUGGAGGUUAGGCUCGAUCGUGGUUAUGAAUCGAUUGUGAACGAGGACUCGAUCAGACACAAGGACACGAACGAGUCGGACGUAAAGAACAGCAGUUGAUGGAGCGAAUCCUCCGUUAUAUUUGAGCAAGCUUGCGGGUCAAGUGUUAAUUUAUACGAGGAUAGGGACGUGAUCGGUGACAAUCGAGGGCAUGUGAACACUGAGGAC
This is a messenger RNA of Dufourea novaeangliae, 2454 nucleotides long. Its product is annotated as nose resistant to fluoxetine protein 6-like. Gene Ontology annotation, molecular function: acyltransferase activity, transferring groups other than amino-acyl groups. NCBI's taxonomy places the organism in Eukaryota, Metazoa, Arthropoda, Insecta, Hymenoptera, Halictidae. The record is from RefSeq and is a predicted model, not a curated record.